Bombyx mori (domestic silkworm) is the source of this 6739-nucleotide messenger RNA. RefSeq lists its product as uncharacterized. Gene Ontology annotation, molecular function: ATP binding; ATP hydrolysis activity; ATP-dependent DNA damage sensor activity. Gene Ontology annotation, cellular component: mismatch repair complex. The transcript is spliced from 12 exons. The record is from RefSeq and is a predicted model, not a curated record. Bases 2732 to 6490 code for a protein of 1252 amino acids. NCBI's taxonomy places the organism in Eukaryota, Metazoa, Arthropoda, Insecta, Lepidoptera, Bombycidae. Gene Ontology annotation, biological process: mismatch repair.
UUUUCAUUGAAAUUAUAUAUUUUUUAUCUAUUUUUUAUUAAUUUUGUAUUAUUAUUUUUCUAAUUUUCGUAAAAAGGUCAUACAUACAAAACAAAAGGCAUUGCGUUUAUUGAGUCAGAGCUUCCCUGUAAACGAUAUUUUUUUAAAUAAAAAUCACUAAUGGUGGCAUAACUAUAAUAGUUAGGCAUAUGAUGUCGCGACACUUUUUGUAAAUAAUAAUAUGUUUUACAAAGUCAUAGUACAUUAUUUUAUUCUAUCAUCAAUAGUUUUCGCAGCGCACGGGAUGUAAAUAAUAUUUUAGGUAAUUUUUUUACACCUUAGGUUACAUUAAUGGAGUAGCCUACGUCGCUCGGGGAUAGUGUAGCUUCCAAACACUGACAGAAUUUUUCAAAUCGGUUCAGUAAUUUCGGAACAUAUUCAAUACAAACAAACAAACAAAAUUUUCAUCUUUAUAAUAUUAGUGUAGAUAUUUUAUGAGGAUCAUUAAAACUUGUUAUCUUGUAUAAAUGUGCUUAGAUUUGACUGCAUCGGAAGACUAGCAAGUGGCUUCAAAGGCACCAUAUCCGAUACUAUUAAUAAUGAAACCUGCUGAAAUCUGUUAAUCGUCAGCACAUAUGAACUUUAGAUUCGCAUAUUAAAUUUUUGUGAGACCUAACACACUAAAUCACGUUCUAAAAAUUGUGUGAAGUGAUUUUUUUUGGUGCGUAUCAUCGUGUUUCGCGUUACAAUACAACUUGUAUAUUAAACUUAGCUGAAUAAACGAACAGUUGUUUUAAUAGUUUUUUUUCGUAGCGAUACAUCAAUGUUAACUAUUAGAAAAAAGUGAAAUAGAGAUAGAUAUUUGUGCAUAUAUUUUAGGGACGGGUUAUUUUUUUUAUUGCCUGAGCAGGCAGACGAUCAUACGGCCCACCUGAUGGUAAGUAGUUACCGUUGCUCCUGGACCUCAGUAAUGCCAGGGGCAGAGACAAGCCGCUGCCUACCAAUAGUCUAAGCUCAGGUUCGAAAUCCCGUCCUUUCACAUUAAGUAUAGGCUUCCGUAUUACAACUCAAAAUUUAUCCUCUCCUGUAUUAACCAAACCAUUUUUUUUUUUCAAAAAUAAUUAGCGGUCAAACCAGAUCGCGGCCAAGCUGUGCAUGAGCUUUAUAGUCGGCAACGAAUUCUAUAAAAAAGACGAAUAUUGCCGCCCAUCCUUAGAUGAGAGAUGUGUAACGUCCAUAGAAGUCUCAAUAGUAUUAUUGUUAGACUAUUAUACCUACACUUUAAAUCAGAAUGAUGUAGGUCCAAAUGCUUCGCGACAUAAUUGGGCCAUGCAAUGUCCUUCGAUCAACAAUAUUACUGAUUUUAGUUAAUAUUACGUAUAAUAAAACUAGUGGAGACGCAUCGUGCAUGAAGUCGUCUUGGCCUAAAGGAUAAGACGUCCGGUGCAUUAGUAUCGAGCGAUGCAACGGUGUUCGAAUCCCGCAGGCGAGUACCAAUUUUCCUAAUGAAAUACGUACUUAACAAAUGUUCACGAUUGACUUCCACGGUGAAGGAAUAACAUCGUGCAAUAAAAAUCAAACCCGCAAAAUUAUAAUAUGCGUUAUUACUGCUGGUCCGUCUUGUAGGUCCGCACGGGCAGGUACCACCACUCUGCCUAUUUCUGCUAUGAAGCAGUAAUGCGGUUCGGUGUGAAGAUUGGAGCAGCCGUUGAACUCUAUACUGAGACCUUAGAACUCAUAUAUCAAGGUGGGUUAGCUGGUGGGCUAGCUGGUUGGACGAACUCACGGCUCACCUGGUGUUAAGUGGACACCGGAGCUCAUAGACAUCAACCACGUUAAUGAUGCCGCCCAUAUUGAGACCGGAGUUAGAAGUCUCAGUUUUUACAGUACAAUAGGUGCCUCACUCUUCAAGCCGAAACGCAUUACUGCUUCACGGCAGAAAUAGGCAAUAGUGCAUAUCCGCGCGGACUCACAACCCUACCGCCAUUAUUGAUAAGUUACAAAGUAUUCAAUAAGAAGCUAAAAAGGCAUCUCAUGAAAAUAACUUACCGUUUUACAUACUCCCAAAACAUUAUUAUUUCAUGUUGUAAGCAAUCCCCCAUUCUUGAAAGUUCGGUCAUCAACAUCGUUUAUUUUAAAAUGUUCAGUUGUAUACUAUUAUAAAAACUUUAUACUUCUUCAAAGAAAUCCAGUACUGUUUUUAAAGAGGUUUAUCUCUGUCCGAAAUUAACUAAAAAUAAUGAAGCACAAGCACAUUCUUAAUUUCAUUUUUAUUGCUUUUAAAAUUCGAAAUUAGAAUUUUCUAAUGGCAGUUUCACACUGUUAGACAUACGGGGCUCUUGCGGUAACUAUUCAAGCGUUGGUUUGAACACAAUCGUUCAUACCAUACAUAAAAGUUCAGGGCUAAAUAGAAAUCGAUUGCCAUACGUUACAAUAAUUGUAAGAGCCCACUUUCGAUUCAUGAGUGACAUCCUGACAUCAAUCAUUGAAUAAAAUUUUGUAUUGUGGACUUCGCUUUACUUCUUGUCAUUUUAAUGUUACUAAAUCUUGUUUGAGUUUUUCUUCUUUUUUUAUCGACUGGUUGAAUAGUAAAUGUUCGAAAUUCGAAAUACUCUUCUGACGUGAAAUUUGACAUAUAUGUUGUAAAAUUUGUAAACAGGAACAUGUUUAUCUUUAAUUUGAUUUGAUUUGUUGAUUAGGAAAUAAAUAUUUCUUCCUUAAGAUUAAGUGAAAAAAUUGCAUUAAUAAUAAAAUGUCGUUGAAAAAAUUACCGAACGAAAUUCAAUCUUUAAUGUGUGCGUCAAUACACAUAAAUACUUUCAAGAGAGCCGUUGAAGAAUUGGUUUACAAUGCUUUAGACGCACAAUCGACGUCAAUAGCCAUCCGAGUCCACAUUAAUGAUGGUGCUUUGCAUGUAAUUGAUAACGGACGCGGUAUACAUAAAUUAGACUUUGAUUUACUGGGACAAAUGUACGCCACUAGCCAUUACGUAGACAAAAUCACUUUGGAAUCGGGUUCUAACAAAUACGGAUUGGCGGGUGUAUCCCUGGCGAAUAUUAUUGAAGUUUCGAAGUACGUUAAAAUAACAUCAAGACACGAAAGUGACGAAGAGGCGUGGGUUAAAGAAUUUUGUAAGAAUAAGGUUAAAAAGCCGUAUGGGAGAAUCAAAAGACCUUCUAAAGGAACUACGAUACAAAUUAAAGGAUUUUUAUAUAACAAAUGCAUAAUAAAGAAGUCUCUUAACGCUUUACGAGAAUUUCAAGAAAUUAAAACUUUCUUAGAGCAAAUAGCUGUAGUGCAUACUAGUAUUUCAUUAAGCUUGAGGGAUGAAGAAAAAAAUGAAAUAGCAUUUCAGGUACAUAAGACAAGAGAUGUUUACAAAACUCUAAAUGUUCUCUUUAAUAUACAAAGAUGCGAUCUACAAGAAUUUAUAGUGGAGAAAAAUCACUACAAAGUUACAGGAUUUAUUGGAAAAAAAGAAAUUUGUAUUAAAUUGCAAUGGAUUUUUCAUAACAAUAAAUUCGUUAGCAGAAACAACAAGGUCUAUAAGUUGUUAAAAGAAUAUCUGAAGACUACAAAACGCAAAAGGAAAAUUGAUGUAAAGUCGAAUUUAAACUAUAAAGGAUGUGAUGAAGAAUAUAAUUUAAAAUAUAAAAUAUCCUUUUACCUUAUUUUUAUACAAAGUCCGCUUACUGAUUACGUCACUAAAGGUUCAUAUCUUGAAUUUAAAAACUGGGAAAUUGUUAAAAAACUGCUACAAAAAUUGGUACAAUUUUAUUUUGGUAAUAUCCAACUCAAGGAAAUUUCAGUUAAUCCAAUCGAUAAAAAGAAUGUGAAACCACAGGCUGACAUACGAGAUCAAGUAAAAAUUAUUAUGGAAAGGUUUUUAAGUAGCAGAAAAUUGGGAGUUUCACAGUUACAAAACGGUAUUACAGGUAAACUGGUCAAUCGUAAACGUUCAAGACGAAGCUUACGCAGUGUAGGUAACCAGAUAAGUAAACUUGAUAUUCCAAUAGAAAUAGAACAAAAAAACCCAAACGUUGAGCUCUGUGAAAAUAAAAAUUAUAAUAAAGGCAUCGUAACUGAUUUAAAACGAAACAGUGGUAUUGAAAACGAUCGGCUUAUCGGAAAGAGUAGAUCAGAAAAUAAUAAUAACCAUAUAAUUUUACCACAAAGAGUCAAAAAACGAGCACCUGAUGAUAAAACUAAGGCAAAACAUAAGAAUAUUCAGGCCGAAAGAAAAAUUAAAGCCAAGAAAAACAAACAAAAUACCAUUAAUGAUUCGAUUAUACAAAGAUUUAUUAAGCCAACGGAUAGCGUCCAAAAAAGAUGUGAUAUUAUUUCUCGUAAAGCCCAAGAAGCUUUGAAUCACAUAAAACCAAAGAAACAACAAAUACUUAUAAAGGAAAAUGUUUAUAAUAGCAAUACUUUUCAAGGAAAUAAACAGAUUUCAGUUCGCAAAAGGGUCAACGAAAUUGUUAUACAUGAUUAUUUACCUUUACCUCCGAAAAUAGACCGAAAAAAUAUUGAUAGCCAUUAUAUAAAGACCAGAGAUAGAUGCUUAUGUACGUAUGAUCUAAUUAACACUAUUCUACAAAGUCAAGGUGUACGCCACGAAAUACAAAAUGAUAAAUAUCAAAUCACACAAACUCAAAGAAAAGCUUCGGAAAUCGCAGAACAUACCCAACUGCUACCAUCAUAUUUAACUUUUCAAAGUCAUUGUCACGCUAUGAACAUGGAAGUUUUGGAAAAUCUAGGAAAAUUUGUACCAAAACAAAAUGCUUGCUCGAAAAAAAGUAACUUGGAGUUAUCGUCAUCACCUACAAGAAAUCAAAAUCAGAGUAAACAAAAAUCUAAUUUUAACAUAGAGGAUACUCCAAUUGGUGGCACGUCAUCUUUCAAAAACGCUUCCAUUAAAUUAAAAUCUAAUUUAGAAGAUCCGAUAGCAAAUAAAAUGCUUUCGUCUCAGUCUCUACAAGAAUCGAAUUUUCCAAGUGGUCACUUCGGAAAUAUAAAAAAAACUUACAUUGUUUCCAACGAUAAUAGUAACAAUAUUUCGCUUCGGAAUCCAGACGGAGAAAAUUACUUAAAAGAAAAUAUGAUUAUAAAUGAAACCAUACCUCUGUCGAUUAGUAUUGAUCGUGAUAAUUUCUCAUACAACGACUUAACUUUACCAAAUACACAGGAAAACCCCAACAUAGAUAAUUUAAUAAAUAUAGAUCCUAUGGAUAUUUGUGAAACAGUAAUGAGCGGAGUUGAGAAGGAAAUAACAACAUUGAGCUCUUCUUCAAAAACAGAAAUGAAUAAUAAAAAUAGUAUAAUAGAUAGAAGCGAUGUAAAUAAUAAACAAAAUAAAAAAAUCGAUAUAGUUUCUCAUUAUUCAGAUAGUCUUGAAUGUCCCAAUAUCAAUAUUAAUUUGAUCGAUAAUGCAAACACAAGAUUACGAUCAUCGUAUUUCGAUAAUCGAACUGCUGAUAAUACAAAAUCAGAUAAAAUAAACAAACUCGAAUCAGUUGCCCAAGACAUAUGCGUUGCUACUGAAAUCCAUUUUGGUAUGAAAAGCAGAUUACGAUUUAUACCAAAAGGUAUGUCACAAAUAUUUGAAAACUGCAAUUCUAAAGGAGUAUGUAGUUACAAUUUCGAAGAGGACUACUUUGAAAAUAAUUUGUAUGACGAUUUUGAUAAUAACGUACAGAUGAAUUCCAAUAUGUUUGAUCCAAUAUUACAAGAAGUAUGGAAUAAUGCUACUACGGGUAUUGAGAAAUUAACUAAAAAAAUCGACAAAGAAAACACUUCUCUUAAAUUCGACGCUCAAUCCAUAAAAAGCGCAAAAGUUUUAGGUCAAGUUGACUAUAAAUUUAUUGCUGCUAUUGUCAAUGGUAAAAACUAUAACAAAAAGGAAGCGGUUGAAUCGUUGGUAUUAUUUGAUCAACAUGCUGUCGAUGAAAGGAUAAGACUUGAGAAAAACCUAUCAGAAUAUUUACAAAAGCAGCAAUGGAAAAAAGUUAAUAUUGAUGACGUUCAUUUGACAUUAAAUAAGGACGAAAUACUUUAUCUUCACAAUUACAAAGAUAAGCUCUCCCGGUUGGGUAUAGAAUGGAAUAUAUUGGGUAAUGACCAAAUAAUACUUAGUUCUGUACCACAAUCAAUAUUGGGAAAAAUCCCUAGACAGAUGGAGAAAGUCGUAGAGGCUGUAAAAAAAAUUAUAGCCGAAGAAAUAAACAUCAUUAAACAACAAAGUGGUUGCAUUUCUUUAUACCCAAAAGCAAUUAUGGAUUUAGUUUUCAGUGAGGCCUGCAGAUACGCCAUAAAGUUCGGCGAUAAGCUGUCAAUGGGACAAUGUGAAGACAUGCUGAAUGCUCUAUCGGAAUGUAAAAUGCCAUUCCAGUGUGCUCACGGUAGACCCGUCAUGGCUGUUCUUAUCGAUGUUGUAAAAAAUAACAAUGAGUACAAGAUAAAUUUGUCGAAGCUGAAGGAGUAUAAAUUGAAGAAUUUGAUACGACGAAUUUGAUUAUGCGAAGACGUUGAUAGUUAAAGAUAAAUAGAUCGAUUAUAUUAUGUAUAUUCUCAUGUUUGACUUAAGAAGAGUAUCGUACAAACAAUAAAUGAUAAUCCGAAUCUUUUAACAAACACAACUUACUUUAGGUAACGUAAUAUGUACCACGAUUACUGCUAUCGAUGUCUCUAGCGACAACGCAGUUUUUUAAGCAGUGUGAUUGUUAUUAAGUAUAGAAAAUAAAUAAAAAUUUUGAAACAAUAA